This is a messenger RNA of Lactuca saligna, 1191 nucleotides long. The record is from the annotation of a GenBank genome assembly. Lineage: Eukaryota; Viridiplantae; Streptophyta; Magnoliopsida; Asterales; Asteraceae.
AAAGAACGCCCAACCAUGGCUGAGGUUGUCUUUAAGCUGGAGUCUGUUCUGUCACAAGAAAGGGAAAGCAGCGAUUCUAUCGUAAUGAAGAAAGGUUCAUUUACAUGGUAAGGGCUUUUUUUACAGGCAAAGUUGACAUUAUGUCGGAUGGUGCGGUAGGAAGCAAAUCUAUGAAGCAGGAUGGUAAAGUUGUUAGCAAAUCUGAUUUUAGUGCUCACCAUAUCAGAAAAUUCGCAUACAAUGAGUUGGUAAGUGCAACAAAUAAUUUCAAAGACAUGGAGCAUUGUCCAACUUCUUAUACAUCCAUUUACAAAGGUUGGGUUGAUGAAAAGUCAUAUGCACCAACAAAAUGUGGUAUUGGUUUGGCGAUAUAUGUUAGGGAGGAGGAUAUUCUAACCUGGAAAUGGAAGUUGGACUUGAAACUAUUAGAAUUCAGUCAUCCCAAUAUUACCAGACUCUUGGGAUAUUGCUUGGCUAAUGUAACUAUGUUUUGGGUAUAUGAGCUGAUUCCAGGGAUAUGGUUAGAUGAUCAUCUAUUCAAAGCACCAGAUAGAACUCCACUUUCUUGGGCUGCACGAUUGAAAAUAGCACAAGGAGCAGCACAAGGCCUGUCUUUCUUCCAUCAGAGGAAUCGUCCAGCGUAUAACAAUUUUGAGGGCAAUCAUAUUUUGGUGGACAGGGAUUUUAAUGCUUGGCUUUCCGAUUAUGAAAUAGACAAUUUACUUGCCCCGCGUGACUUCUCUACAUUCGAAAGAGACAAAUUGGAUGGUCUUUUUGGCCCUGUGCGUGGAGAUGAGUGAGAUCUAUGCUUUUGGAGUGGUAUUGCUGAAAAUGCUAACUGGGAUGAAGGAGUAUGAUGAAAGGAUACCCCUCGAACAGAAAAAUUUGAUGGAAUGGGCUACUUCAUUGCUAACAAAUAAGGUAAAUUUAGGAACAAUUAUGGACCCACAACUUCAGCAUAAUAAUCAUCUUGCAAAGGGAGCCUUCGAGUUGGCUCAACUUGUUUCAAAGUGUCUUCAACCAACUCGUGACAAAAAUUUGUCAAUUGAAGAAAUCUCGCAAGUCUUGUAUUAAUGCUAUCAAAAUGAAAUCAUAUCGGGUUGACUCUGAAAUAUCAAAUACAAUUGUUCUUAUGUAAAUAAAAUAAUACAAUUAUUCUUAGGUAAAUAAAUAUAAGAAAGUAAAAUGUAC